UCUGCUGUGUGUGCAUGUGCGCGUGUGUAUGUGUGUGUGUUUCCUCAUGGCGCUCGGCGCUGCACACUCACUCCCCGGGACAUUUCGUCUCCUGCUCUGACACAUCUGAUCGUCUUUGUCCGUCACAAUGUGUCUCUCCGGCGGUUUUCUCGGUGCUCUCGGGAGGCUUCAGAGAUCAGCGGGCGGAGGAGAAGCGAAGCCGCUGAGAUAAGUGACUGUUGUCAUGGUGGGACCUCGUGGAAGUGUCAGAGUUGGGCUUUUCCGGAGCAUCAGCUGUUCACACAGAGCCAUGGAUCAGCACAGGAGUUCAGUGGUCUGAACACAGCCCAGUGAUCUUGGUGGGCCUGGGCAAACUUUCCUUUUCUGACCACCAUCAUCAUCUCACUGAGUGUCAAGAGCUCCAGAUACUUACACACACUCUCUCUCUCUCUUACACACACACACACACACACACACACACACACACACACACCACUCCAGGCUCUGAUUGAGCUGACCCAUCCCCAGUAAGAGAGCAGCACACACAGAGCAAACAUGACAGACAGAGUGAGCUUCAGCACACCCAAAGUCAACCCUCGGUCCGCAGCCACUCCUGUGCUGCCCCCUGAGCCCAUCGACAUCAUCCGCAUCAAGGCCCGCUCACGGCGGGUCAGACUUAAUGUCGGAGGUCUCACACAUGAAGUCCUGUGGAGAACGCUGGACCGGCUGCCCAGAACCCGCCUGGGACAGCUAAGGGACUGCAACACCCAUGAAUCACUGCUGGAGCUCUGUGAUGACUACAGCCUCACUGAGAACGAGUACUUCUUCGACCGGCAUCCGGUGGCCUUCUCCUCAAUCCUCAACUUCUACAGAACAGGAAAACUUCACAUGAUGGAGGAGAUGUGCGCACUGUCCUUCGGACAGGAGCUAGACUACUGGGGAAUUGACGAGAUCUACCUGGAGUCAUGCUGCCAGGCACGGUACCACCAGAAGAAGGAGCAGAUGAAUGAAGAGCUGAGGAGGGAGGCAGAGACACUGAGGGAGAACGAGGGUGAGCAGGAAGAGCAGGGCUGCUGCCCCGACAAGAGACAGAAGCUUUGGGACCUGCUGGAGAAACCCAGCUCAUCUGUGGCCGCAAAGAUCCUGGCUAUGAUCUCUAUCCUGUUCAUCAUUGUUUCCACUAUCUCAUUGUCUCUCAACACCCUGCCGGAGCUCCAGGUAGUAGAUGAAUUUGGCCAGUUCAAUGACAACCCCAGCCUAGCUCAUGUGGAAGCUGUCUGCAUUGCCUGGUUCACCAUGGAGUACAUCUUGCGCCUGCUCUCAGCACCAAACAAGUGGAACUUCAUCAAAGCACCAUUGAACAUUAUUGAUUUGCUGGCUAUCCUGCCUUACUAUGUGACCCUCUGCCUAACUGAGUCUAACAAGAGUGUGAUGCAGUUCCAAAAUGUGCGCCGCGUUGUCCAGAUCUUCCGAAUUAUGAGGAUCCUGAGGAUCCUGAAGUUGGCCAGGCAUUCAACUGGACUCCAGUCUCUGGGCUUCACUUUGCGAAGGAGCUAUAACGAGUUGGGUCUGCUGAUCCUCUUCUUAGCCAUGGGCAUUAUGAUCUUUUCUAGCUUGGUUUUCUUUGCUGAGAAGGAUGAGGAUGCCACCAAAUUCACCAGUAUCCCUGCCUCCUUCUGGUGGGCUACGAUUACUAUGACCACUGUUGGUUAUGGAGACAUUUACCCACAAACCCUCCUUGGAAAGAUUGUAGGAGGGCUCUGUUGCAUAGCAGGUGUGUUGGUUAUUGCCCUUCCAAUCCCAAUCAUUGUGAACAACUUCUCCGAGUUCUACAGAGAGCAGAAGAGACAAGAGAAGGCCAUCAAGAGGAGAGAAGCUCUCGAAAAAGCCAAACGGAGUGGAAGCAUUAUUUCUAUUAACCUAAAGGAUGCUUUUGCACGUAGUAUGGAGCUCACAGAUGUUUUGGUGGAAAAAAAAGAGGACAGUAAGUGUCCUGUGGACAAUCACCUGUCACCAAGCCGCUAUAGCUACCAGAAACACUACUGUAAUGCAGAGGUGGGUAGCCCGGGCAGGUCCCAACAUUAUCAGGAAGUGGCUCAGCUGGGAUCCCCUCAACGAGUCAAGCCUUCGCCUAACAAAACUACUCCUCAACACCUCAAUGCAAAGCGGCUAGAUGAUGGAGAGCAAAGAGAAAAAAAUAUCAAAGAGCAAAUGGAAAUGAAAAUACUGACCUCAGCCCAAGCCCGACAAACUUCACCUGAAGCCAACAUUGGAAAAAAAUCCUUUAAUGUGGUUGAUGAUUUUUUAGUGGAAAGAGGAGAAAGAAGCUCUCUGCUCCCCAGUACUGAAGGGGGUCAAAUUGGUCCUAGACACCAGUGUAUACCCCCUCCCUUGGAUCUAAGUCAGAUCAGCACCAUGGAGUUGAACAAAGGCCCUGACAACAUCCAGCAAAUGACCAUCAUCAAAGAGGGUUUAUAUGAGUUUGUGUCCAGUCCACGAAGUGGGACUAGGGACAUGGGUUUGGUGCCACAGAAUGUGGAAAGCUUUGGGGUGCCCUAUGACAGCAUUUGCAGCUCCUCGAGAGAUUAUAGCAGCCCUCAAAAGUCAAGAGCCAUCAAGGUUGACUUAAUUGGAUCCAAAGAUGACAUGCUAAUGGCAGUGAUGACACCUGUGACGACCCCAGUCUCCACUGCCUCAGCCAAGCUUGCUCAACUACUUUCUGAUGAUGUUGUUUCCAGGUUUUCUACAUCUCCAAGCUCUACAACACAGGAAGGGAAGUCUCCACUGGCGACCCUGCAGUCUGCUUCUCUGGCCCAGCAAUCUGUCAGUCCAAGCAACUCCCAGGGGGGAGGUGAGGACUCAGCAGCCAGGGGCUUAGAAGGUGAAGGUCAGCUCACGGGCUUAAGCCACCAAGGGAGGAAUCACAUGGAGAGAUCUGCUGUUGGCUCAGCCAGUAGUGCUAGCCCACUGUCGUCUAAAACCAGCCCACUCAACUUCACCCAGGAGCUAGUAACUAUGGAAGGAGGGGACGAAGCAGAAGGACAGGAGGGACCAGAACAGAGUGGAGAAAAACGAGAAAACCACAUUGUUCUGGAUGGAAGCUUGACACCACCGUGUGAAACAAGCAUGUGAGGCUAGACUUACAGAAAAGUUCACAGGCAGGGAAGCUAUAAAGGCAGAAGGAAAGAGUUGACGGGAUUAAUGACAGCAACUACCCAGAAAAAAAUAACAACUAUUACCUAAUUUGAACAAAGACACUUUCAUUAAAGGUGUUUUGUUUUUCUGGAGAAAUGUGCACAUCAUAUCCCAUGACAUUUUUGGGCUCUCAUCUCUUUUUUGACAAGCACUGCUGUCAGAAAACAGACAUCUCUGCAGUGUUCUCACAUGGCUUUAUUUCUGGACACUGAGGGAAAUCAAAACAUGUGCCCACUGUGUUACUGUUUGAAAGACACUGUCUCAUGCCAGUGUUAUUUACUUAUUCUCUGAAUACCAGACUGAUAUGCUGCAGAGAAAAACAGGGACAACUGAUUCAUCUUGUACGGCUCAGAUGUGAGCAUAAAUGAAGCCUUGUGUGAAUGAGAAUAUUUACGACUACCUUAAGGAGUUUGUGUCUACAGCUCAGUAGGUAUAAUUUACAGUUUCCUAUCACUUGCUAUUUAGGCCUAUUUUUUAUGAUGCACUAAUCGCACCAAGGAGGAAGGAGAAUAAUAUUUUUUACAAUUGCCUAAGCAACCUUUGAAAAUGAAUCUUUUACAAGACUUGAAAAAACAAACAGAAUCUGUUUUAGUGGUCUUGCUUACUCAUCAUUUUGUCAGACUAGGUAUUGCGUUCUUGCAAUGAAACCAGGCUCAAACACAAGCACAUGAUACAGGACUAAAAGUCCCACUCUUAUAACUAAAUUGGACAAAUAGUAUUGUAUAGUCCAAGAGGACAUAUGCAUCUGUAUCCUGAACACUGAUAUUUGUCAAUGUAACAGUGUAUAUUCUGUUUCAUGUUUAUCUCUGUAUUGUUUUAAAUUUUUGUCUCUCCUUUUUCUAUAACACCUGAAAUGAAAGCAGGGUCCUGAAGCUGAAAAGAGAAUAGAAAAGCUAUUGUAUUUACUGCUAGUUCACAAAUUAAAAAAACUAAAAAAUGAAAAAACUUAGGAUACAGCACUAUAUACUCAUAAGGAAGAAAGCGCAGUGGAUACGUUCACUGAUCAUUCAUAUGUGGGUCAUCACACAUUGCCUGUGUCCCCGCUCUGAGGCCCCUCCAUCAUUGUCAUGCAUUUCUAUACUGAAUAAGACAAUAAAAGGCUGAUUAGGAUUGACUGAUUCUAAAAGAGAUCAUUGUCAUUAAGACUAAGAUCAAGGAUAUUGCCCAGUUUACCAGUACUUGUCUUUGGCUGUUAUGUGCACACCGUUUUGCUGAGACUAUUUGCAAAAUUAAUUUUUAGUUUUACUUUCAUAUAAAGUGUUUUUUUAAUCAAAUAAUCUGGAUAAACUGCUGGCUUGUAUCUGAUCUGACUACAUUGUCUGGUCAUCUGACUAAAUAUAUUUCUUAUCUCAUAUGACACAUAUGUCACCAUGCUACCAGAAUGACUAUGCUGCAAAACUAACAUGACCAAGUGGUAAUCGACUAAUGAACCCUUACCCUUUGAGGGAGGAGCAGGUUCAAUGUACUGGCCCAUUGAAGGAGGUGGCCCCUGAAUUCAUGUGACUCCACACAUUUGUACUGUUCUACCCAGCACAUAUUUAUGCUAUAGGAUGACCGGAGAGGGAUGAAGAGAGGGAGUGUGGACUGUGUUGCAAAGGCAUCAUAACAGCACCCUCUACAGUCAUUCUCAAGGUACUUGAAUGAAAGGAUCCAGUGCCUCUGUAGCACUCUGUGUCAUCUUAUUUAAUGGAUAUCUUUUUUAUUAGAUCAUCUGUGCAUUUAUGUGAAUGCAUGCUGACACAUUCAAAUGCAUUUAGUUGUGCACACAAUGAAUUACUUGCACUCACAGGACAGAGUGGGUGUGCAGUCAUGGGAACAGUCUGUGACAGUAAAAGUAUACUUAUGCACUCUAGAUAAAGAUGUCAUAUUUUCUGUCAUCAAAAAAAUGAUUGCAUUUUAUAUUAUUGCAAGAGGAACUUGGAUCAUCUCAGUAUAUUUUAAAAAAUGGUGCCUUUUCAUAAAUAGAUAAUUUAUGAGAAGGUGAAAAAAAACUGUAUCCUUAAUAUGGACAUAUUUUUUUGUUUUUUGUUAUAUUUUUGUUUGUUUUAUUGAAUGUUUUUGUUUUCUGUUCUUCUUUUCUCUCUUGUUUAUCUCUGUUUAGUGAAUAUGUCAAUAUGCAAAUCCCCAGGUUUUGCAUACCUUUACUUUUGUGUUGUUCUCCAAUUAACUUCAAUGUCAGUCAUCUAGUUUUCAUGCAACAUAACAGUUCUAACCUCACUGUGCCACAAUGACUUUUUUUUUUCAGCAAAUGCAACUUUUGUGGAAGGCAGUGGCUUCAGUUAGUUCAGCUUGGAUCACUUUGAUGCUUCAGCAGUAUACUGUAUAUUUCAGCUGCAGCACUAUGCUAAAUGGACAGUGACAUUCAAAGAAAGAUGCCACAGCAUGUGAUGAGCAGUCGACAUCAACUUCUGCACAGUAGUUUUAGAGAUGCAGUGUUUGUGAGUGCCACUUUCUAACUGUAUUCACUGUUAGGUCAGUCAAGGCUGUUGAUUGGAUAAGAGUGCUGUGCUGCGAAGAGCAUAAUCUCACUGGAAAUCCCUCCCUAUUGAAUAAUAAUAAUAAAUAAACAUAAUUAUACCUGCUUGAUAUCUAAAGGAGCAGACCAUGUGGGCUCAUAAUAUACCAUGACAAACACUCAUUUACUCAUAACCAGUAAAAUGAACCUAAGCUGAACCAAAAUAACCUAAACCUGAAACCUGAUUUAAAGUAUGUGAAGUUCAAAUAGAGUAAAUGCUGUACAUUGCGGGUUCGCCUCUGUCCACAUGUGGAAGGAAUGUUCUGCUCCAGAACAGCACAGCUCUUGGAUCAGAUGAAGGACCAUGGACAUUGUUUUGGCUCUCCUAUGCAUCUCAUCUCCACACAACCACCAGGAAAAUGUCACACAAUCUCCAUUUUGUAUUUGUUGUUGUAACAGUUUCUUCAUCUCUCCUCUCCUCUCCUCUCCUUAUUUUAUCGAUUCUUUAUUGUUGCACUCUUCCAACCUCAUCUCCUUUGUUUAACAGUAAGCUGUGUGAUGAUUAUUCAGUUUCAUUAUUUGUAAGUCAGCAUUAUGAUAGUGAAUAAUAGGGACUUUUGAUUC
Molecule: messenger RNA, 6253 nt
Organism: Larimichthys crocea (large yellow croaker)
Lineage: Eukaryota; Metazoa; Chordata; Actinopteri; Sciaenidae
Product: potassium voltage-gated channel subfamily B member 2
Exons: 3
Coding region: 535-3111 (858 amino acids)
Biological process (GO): action potential; potassium ion transmembrane transport; protein homooligomerization
Cellular component (GO): membrane; neuronal cell body; voltage-gated potassium channel complex
Molecular function (GO): protein binding; delayed rectifier potassium channel activity
Source: RefSeq, a predicted model, not a curated record